Messenger RNA from Closterium sp. NIES-67, 2624 nucleotides. Lineage: Eukaryota; Viridiplantae; Streptophyta; Zygnematophyceae; Desmidiales; Closteriaceae. The record is from the annotation of a GenBank genome assembly.
CAGCGCGGCCGUCCGCUGCCGUAAGUAAAUGCUGGUCAAGUUCCAUUUCGCGUGCUGAUUAUUCUCACUGUCUGUUUAGGGCCACACUCCCAAAUACCGUCCUCUACCUUCGAUCAGUUACCCGUUCCAUUCGCACGGAGCAAGCCGCAGUAGCUUGUGACAGUAACAACCUGUGACAGUAGCGAGAGGGUACGAGCAAGCAUGUCGAGCAUAUACGUGCUCGAGCCACCGACGCAAGGCAAAGUAGUGGUUACCACCACCCUUGGCGACCUCGAUAUCGAGCUCUGGCCACGUGAAGCCCCCAAAGCGGUCCGCAAUUUCGUCCAGCUGUGCUUGGAGGGGUACUAUGACAACACCAUAUUCCACCGCAUCAUUCCCGGCUUCAUGGUGCAGGCUCGGCUGUGCUUGGAAGGGUACUAUGACAACACCAUAUUCCACCGCAUCAUUCCCGGCUUCAUGGUGCAGGGCGGAGACCCAACUGGUUCAGGCACGGGCGGGGAGUCCAUCUACGGGGAGCCAUUCAAGGACGAGUUUCACUCGCGGCUGCGCUUCUCCCACCGCGGGCUCGUCGCAUGUGCCAAUGCGAGCGCGCCCCACAGCAACGGCAGCCAGUGGUUCUUCACUCUGGACCGAUGCGACUGGCUGGACAAGAAGCACACCAUAUUUGGCAAGAUCACCGGUGACACCAUUUUCAACGCGGUGCGACUGGGGGAGGUGGAUACUGACGACAAUGACAGGCCGUUUGAUCCACCAUCAAUAAUCAGUGUGGAGGUCAUCUGGAACCCCUUCGAGGACAUUGUUCCCAGGAGACUUCCUGCCACACAGCAACUAGAAGCUGCAAAGAAGAGCAAAGGCAGGGACAAGAACAAGCGGAGGCAACAACCGCAGGUCAAAGGCACCAACCAGUUGAACCUCCUCUUGUUUGGCGAGGAUGUGGAGGAGAAGGAGGCUCAAGGCUGUGCUAUAUUUGCCUUGGCCCCCAUUGCCCUUUUUGACCCCAUACCCCCCGCCCCAUCCCCCCCCCCACCCCCUUCCCCUCCCUCCCCCCUCCUACUUGUGUUGAUCAGGCUGUUGAACCUCCUCUUGCUUGGCGAGAAGGCGAGGAGGAGGAGGAGGAGGAGGAGGAGGAGGAGGAGGAGGAGGAGGAGGAGGAGGAGGAGGAGGAGGAGGAGGAGGAGGAGGAGGAGGAGGAGGAGGAGGAGGAGGAGGAGGAGGAGGAGGAGGAGGAGGAGGAGGAGGAGGAGGAGGAGGAGGAGGAGGAGGAGGAGGAGGAGGAGGAGGCUCAAGGCUGUGCUAUCUUUCCCUGGGUCCCUUUUAUCCCAUACCCCCCCCACCCGCCCCCGCCCCCUCCUCCCCCCCAAUCCCUUCCCCGCCUUCCCCCUCCUACUUUUGAUGAUCAGGCUGCAGCUGAACCUCCUCUCGUUCGGCGAGGAGGCGGAGGAGGAGGAGGCGCAAUUAGAAGAGGCGAAUCUGCGGAUCAGAAGCAGCCAUGACGUGCUCAAGGACCCCAGGCUGCUGGCUGAAACAGCAGAGGCGGUUCAGCUGAAGUUGGCCUCCCGGGGAGGGGACUCAGAGGGGGAAGAGGAGGAGGAGGAGAGUGGGCGAAGAGAAGGGGAGAGGCUCAGUAGAGGGAGAGGCAAUGGCAGAGAAGGAGACAGUGCUGGUGGUGCCAUUGGGAGCGGGAGAGGAAGGAAGGGAGAAGAGAAGGGUGGAAAGAGUGGUGAUAGGGGUGGUUUAGGGACUCUUGAGCUUCUGAACCGGUUCAAAUCGAAGCUAACUGCAUCCAAGUCCGUGCAACAGAGGGAGACCCGUGCAGACAAGGACAGGGAAGAUGCAGCAGAUGAGGGGGGAGGAGGGGGCAGAGAGGAGGAGCGGGAAGGAGAGAGAGGCGGUGGUGGGGGCAGCAGGAGAAGGGAGCCGUUGGAGUCAGGGAAAAAGAGGGAGGCAGGGGCGUAUGGGCCGGGGGGGAAGGCGAGGCAGGAUGUGGGAGGAGAGGGGGAGGAAGAGGAUGCAGAGGAGGGUGGGGGUGUGGAUUGGAUGGCUCACCGGCUCAAGUUCGAAGUGAAGAGGAACAAGCGGGAUGAGAUGCUGAGGAACGAGGACCCCGACCAGUACGCGGUGCACGACCCGCUGCUUGAGAAGGGAAAAGAGAAAUUCAACAAGAUGCAGGCCAAGGCGAAGAAGAGAAACAGAGAGUGGGCCGGCCGCUCUCUGGACUAGAAUGGGUGUGUUGAGCAGCGUGCUGGACUCUCUGUGGGAAGAGGGCAAUGAGAUGAGAACCUCAAUAGGAUCGCUGGUUUGACUUUUCAUGCUCAGCUCAGCUCGUCACGCGUGAAAAGUGGUGGUCAACUCAACAAGAUGCAGGCCAGGGCGAAGUUUUGAGAAUUCUGAAAAAACUAACACAAUGACUUGUACCUACACUCAGCUCAGCUCCUCCUCAACAAGAUGUCAGCGUGUGAGGACAAGGGGUGGAAAAACAGAUGCAGGCCAGGGCGACGAAGCCCAACAGAGUGGGCCAGUCGAUCGCUGGACUGGGCUGAAUUGGAUGUUCGGUACUUUGACCAGCCUCUGGUGCGCCAUGCACAACCCGCUGCUGGAGAAGGAAGGUGUCAACUUAUACAUAU